Molossus molossus (Pallas's mastiff bat) is the source of this 1269-nucleotide messenger RNA. RefSeq names its product G protein-coupled receptor 151 (gene GPR151). Gene Ontology annotation, molecular function: G protein-coupled receptor activity. The record is from RefSeq and is a predicted model, not a curated record. Gene Ontology annotation, biological process: G protein-coupled receptor signaling pathway. Gene Ontology annotation, cellular component: membrane. The coding region runs from base 1 to 1269 and encodes 422 amino acids. NCBI's taxonomy places the organism in Eukaryota, Metazoa, Chordata, Mammalia, Chiroptera, Molossidae. The transcript has a single exon.
AUGGCAAAGGUGAUGCUGGCAGCCGCCUCUGCAGACUCCAACUCCAGCACCAUGAACGUGUCCUUUGCACACCUCCACUUUGCCGGAGGGUACCUGCCCUCUGACUCCAAGGACUGGAGGACCGUAGUCCCGGCUCUCCUGGUGGCUGUCUGCCUGGUGGGCUUCGUGGGGAACCUGUGUGUGAUUGGCAUCCUCCUUCACAGUGCUUGGAAAGGAAAGCCAUCCCUGAUCCACUCCAUGAUUCUGAAUCUCAGCCUGGCGGAUCUCUCUCUCCUGCUGUUUUCUGCGCCUGUCCGAGCUGCAGCGUACUCCAGAGGUGUUUGGGAUCUAGGCUGGUUUGUCUGCAAGUCCUCUGACUGGUUCGUCCACACGUGCAUGGCAGCCAAGAGCCUGACCAUCGUUGCAGUGGCCAAAGUAUGCUUCAUGUAUGCAAGCGACCCAGCCAAGCAAGUGAGUAUCCACAGCUGCACCAUCUGGUCAGUGCUGGUGGCCAUCUGGGCUGUGGCUAGCCUGCUUCCCCUGCCAGAAUGCCUCUUCACCACCACCAGGCUCCACGCGGGAGUGGAAAUGUGCCUCGUGGAUGUACCUGCUGCAGCCAAGGUGUUCCUGUCCGUGUUUGGUAAGCUCUACCCUCUCCUGGUAUUUUUCCUCCCGUUACUCUUGGCCAGCUUUUAUUUCUGGAGAGCUUACGGCCGAUGUCAAAAACGAGGAACUAAGACUCAAAAUCUUAGAAACCAGAUGCGCUCAAAGCAACUCACGGUGAUGUUGCUGAGCAUUGCCAUCACCUCGGCUGUCCUGUGGCUCCCUGCGUGGAUAGCUUGGCUGUGGGUAUGGCACCCGAAGGCUGGAGGCGCAGCCCCACCACAGGGUUUUAUAGCCCUGUCUCAAGUCCUGAUGUUUUCCAUCUCUUCAGCAAAUCCUCUCAUUUUCCUAGUGAUGUCAGGGGAGUUCAAGGAAGGCGUGAAAGGCUUAUGGAAAUGGAUGAUAACCAAAAGGCAUGCAGCUGCCUCAGGGGCUCAGGAAUCACCAGCUGGUAACUCAGAGGUCCUUCCUGACAAUGUUCCCUCUCCAGAGUCCCCAGUAUCCAUACCAGAGAAAGAGAAAACUGGCUCUCCCUCCUCCAGAAAAGAGAAAACUGAGAAGGCAGAGAUUCCCAUCCUCCCCGAUGUAGAGCAGUUUUGGCACGAGAGGGACACAAACCCUAAUGUGCAAGACAAUGACCCUAUUCCCUGGGAACAUGAAGAUCAAGAGACUGUGAUACAUGACUAA